Rhipicephalus sanguineus (brown dog tick) is the source of this 1101-nucleotide messenger RNA. RefSeq lists its product as uncharacterized. The transcript is spliced from 5 exons. Bases 1 to 1101 code for a protein of 366 amino acids. The record is from RefSeq and is a predicted model, not a curated record. Lineage: Eukaryota; Metazoa; Arthropoda; Arachnida; Ixodida; Ixodidae.
AUGGCAGCCACGUGCAACUUCGGCACGUUUCUUGAAGAGGCAAUUCGGGACCGCCUCAUUGUGGGAUUACACAACGACGCCAUCCGGUGCAAGCUCCUCGCGACGGAAGACAAGGACCUCACCUUCGAAAAGGCUUACAAUGCAGCGCUGGGAAUGGGAGCAGCGCAAGGACAGAACAAGGAAGUCCGUAGCAGCGACGCGACCAACAGCGCCUGUGCCACUGAAGACGACGUCAACUGGCAACGGCAGUCUUCUGCACAAGACAAUGACUUAAAACGGAAACUUCUGACUAGCCCUUGGACGCCUCCAGAUACGUACAAUUUCAAAGCGGAUGCUGCAGAGCUGCAGCAAGCCAGGGCGUUUCGACCAGCGUGGCUAUCGCAGUAUCCGUGGCUGGCGUAUUCCAGUGUGCUUAAGACGUCGGCGCGCCGCACGAUCGAAUGCGUUAAAGACAAUGAAAGUUCGUCGCCGGACGUUGACGUGCUUCGGGCGAACAUCAGUGAUGCACAAGACGCCUGCAGCUGGGUACAAGAUUACGGCUUGAAAACGAGCACAUCGUGGGUUGUGGACUUCGUCAAGUCAACAGCAAGGUGUGAAAGGAUGGUGUUCCACAAAAUAUGGCGCUGCAAAGAGUCCAAACGUGAAAUACCACCUGGCAAACCUGCGGCACACUGCCCAGCUAAGAUUGACCUCAAGAUCAAGAAGGUCAACAGGAACACGAAGCGAAACGAUGCCUUUCUGCGUGGAGAAAGGCCACUGCCAGCUGUGAUAAAGCUGCUACAUCACAACAACCACAGCCACAGCACAGCAGCUGCAGAGGCUCUUUCUCGCCUAACGCCAACAUCGCAGACAAAACAGACCUUUUUGGCAUACUUCGACAAUGGCAUGUCGCCAGCUGAAGCCAUCAGGCUUCACGAAAGUAAAUUGCUGGUUCAAGAAGACGGGUACGCCCUUGUUGCAAACUCUGCGGUCAACCCGUUGCCUCCAGCCAUCUACUAUUGGCACAGGCUCUGGCGUCAAGAAAACUUUGGCAGGAAUGUAGAUCCCCUCUUAAAGAUAACUGAGAAGAUGCCAUUGUAUGCAAAACAUGUACUCCUCUGA